GCCGCCCUGCGAGAGCUCGAGGAGUCAAAGGAUGCAGGAACCUUAAAAUUAGGGGAAGAGGAGGACUUUGAAAACGAGAAUAGCAGUGAAAAUAUGUCAGAGAGCGACGACCACGAGGAGGACACGGUGGAAGGAGAAGAGGAGGAGGAGGAGGUAGACGAGGAGGAGGAGGAGGAAGAAGAGGAGGAGGAAGAGGAGGAGGAGGUACAAAAUUUAGAAGAGGACGAAGAGGUGGAGGAGGAGGAAGCAGAGGAGGAAGCAGAGGAGGAGGAGGAAGAGGGGGAAGAGGAGGAGAAGGAGGAGGAGGAAGAGGAAGAGGUUGAAGAUGAAGAAGACGAAGAAGAGGACGAAACGGAACACUUAGAGACUAAAGGGGGAAACAGUCGACCUACCAAACGAGGGCGGUAUGCCCCUCCCACCGAAGAGGAAGAGAGGUACCUUCGUCAGCCCGAAGCUUUUUUCUGUCGAAAUCUCCUACGCCUUCAAGUACAAGAAGUUUUGGCAGACGUGCACCUAUCGGGAUGGAGCGAGCAAAGAGGGAGCCCUACCGCAGUCAGGAAGGCCUUAACGAAAUUUUUAUUCACGUUGCGAGAGACACUGUUGGGGAUGAAAAGUGGGACCAUGCCUGCGGAGGCCUCCGACCCCGCUUUCCCUUUCACCCCACACGUGCAAUGGCCCGAGGCCUCGUCGGCCCCCCUUCCCUUCCUCCCCCCCCGUCAAGUGGAGGUGGUAGGUUCCUUCAUGCUGGGCGCUUUGAGCAAACCGGCGCCCUCCGUGGACGUGGCUGUGGAGGUUCCAGCCCCCACCUUCGGUCCUCGCUGGCCGUGGUUGAAUUACCGGUAUCACAACAGACGGAACGCCUACUUGGCCCAUAUCAAGCAGGAGUUGGAGGGAGUUGAGGCCAUCAGGUGGGUAGAGAGGGAUGAGGGUUGGCGCCGACCUCUCGCCCCGGACCUCCUGCACGUUUUUGUGGACCGAAAGCUGGUUCUUUUCACCAUGCCUUCCCUUGUGCUACCUUUGAGUUGCUCCACUUCUUCGCCUCUCUUCCUCCCUGCCUCCUUAUGCGUGUUGCAGAUCGAUAGAGGUGGAGGCCUUCAAGGGGGACCAUCGCCGGCCUCUCCUUGUCCUCACGCCGACAGCCCAUACUGGAGGAGUCAAGUGAGGAUGGAGGGAGGAGGGGAAGGGGAAGGAGGGCAGGGAGGAUGGAAGAUAGGUAGCAAUCAGGCUUAUCGUCUUGGUAUUUCCAACAGGGUGCGACUUUGGCCUUCGAUUGCCCUCGUCGACGAUGUGAAGGGUGGGGUCAACAGCAAGAAGAAGGGGGCAGGAAAGAAAGGAGAGUCUGAGGACGCAACGAAAGGAGGGGGCAUCAUGGAGCGACCAAAGCUAAACCCGCACCGAUGCAAUGUUCGACGACAGUCCUGGAAGGACGGUCCCGAGCCCUCGACUCCACACUAUUCCCAAGGCAUCCUCCAGGAGGGCUCGUUCAAACAGCAUUUGGCCGUGUUGCAUUCGUGGCUAGGGCGGGAAUGUACAGGAGUUAAACAGGCAGUUGUCCUCUUGAAGGUCUGGCUCGCUCAGCGGGGCUCGCUCUCUGCGCUCGACUCCUUCGACGGCUUCUCCCUCCUCUGUCUGGCUGCUUUCCUUCUUCAAGAGAGGCGGCUCAAUCCCAGGAUGGAAGUUCUUCCCGCCCUGAUGGUGAUGCUCCAGUUUCUUGCCGAAACCGACUUGACCGAAACGGGGACAAAACCUUUACUGCUGAAGGGAGCCUCUUCUCCUCUAGACCCCUCACUUUUCGUGGGUGCUUUUGUGGCGUGUCUGCUGAUCGAAGAAACGGGAGGGAAUGCCUUUACAUACCUCUCCCGCUCCGCCUGUGCUGAGCUUCAGGAGGAGGCGAAUCGGGCUCUCAAGUUAUUGCGGACCGAUGUCCGCUCUGCCUCCACCGUCCUGUUCCUCACGCCCUUCCCCUUUUUGCGCACCUUUGACUACUAUCUGCGCCUUCCCCUCCGUUCGAAAAGCGAGCAGGCCACCGACGCGGUCAGCGUAGCGACAGCACAGGAGGAAGAACGCGUCUGCUGCGAUCUUCCCGUCGCCUCCUACUUGUCCCGAAAGGCCGCGCAGAUCCUCAGCCUCGCCCUGGGGAACCGUGCGCGCCGCGUGCGUGCUUUGCCCGCUGCUUGCUGUGUUGAGCAGAACUUGGGAAGAAAGGGGGAGCGGGGAUGGGUAUGGGUGGGCAUCUCGAUCGACCCUAUGCAGGCGUUGCGACUUGUGGAUCGGGGACCACCAGCUGAGGAGGAGACAAAGGCGAGAGAGUUUCGCGCAUUCUGGGGCCAAAAAGCAGAGCUUCGACGCUUCAAAGACGGGGCCAUUGUAGAGGCCGUAGUGUGGGGAGGAGGUGGAGACAGGCACAAGAUAGUGGAAGAGAUUAUGCGGUAUACCUUGGGGUACCACCUGCGGCAUCGGUUUCCUCCCUCUGUUGCCACCUCGCUGAGAAUCUUGGGAAAUGAAUUGGUUAUGUUGCUGGAGCUUUCCAAGGAGCGAUCGGCAAAUGGAGCGUCCGCAUCUUCGUCCUUGCCCUCGCCCUCCUUGACGCCUGAGGCAAUGACAAAGGCGGCUUUGACGGCAUUGGAUUCCCUGACGACGAAGCUCAAAGAAGGCGUAUCGUCCUGCCUUCCUCUUGCCAUCGAGGCGGUCGCCCCCCUCUCUCCCGCCCUCCGGCACACCUCCCUCUUCCCCCCUUUUCCCCAUCCCCUCGUCCAUGGAGCCAGUCGACUCUUGAAGCGUCUAGAGGGGCAGCAGGUGUCUCGUACAGUCGCCCCUCUUCCGAUCCAGGUGCAACUUCAGAAGUCGAACAAAUGGCCCGACGACUUAGAAGCCCUUCGACGGGCCCAGACAGCUUUCUUGCUGCAGAUUGCUCGGAGCCUCGAGCGCGACCCUGAGGUGAAAGCCUCCCUGGCUGGCCCCAACGCACUGGAUAUGAUGCUAGACGGCUAUGUGUUCCGGGCUUCUCUCUCCGUUUUUCAAGAAAGCUCCCUCCUUGGUCUGGAGGGAGAGCGAGUGGAGAAGGAGGAGGUGGGGCGCUGGACAGAACGCGCUCCCACCCACCAUCGACUCAUCCAAGCUUGUCACGCAGCCAAUCCUCUGUACGGCCGCGUUGUUCGCUUAUGCUCCAUAUGGCUUUCCAAUCAUCUCCUCCCACCUAUACCCUCCGACUCCGCCCUUCUCUCAUCCGGAACCGCUUCCAGCUCGCCGUGUCUCCCCCUGGAAGCCCUCGAACUACUCGUUGCCGCGCUCUUCUCCCCGCCCGGCCGACCCCCAGGGUCCCUCCUCGCUGGCCUCCUCGCUUUCCUGUCCCUCCUUUCCACGCAUAAUUGGCACUCCACUCCCUUGCUUGUUGACCCGCACCACACCCUUCUUCCUUCCGACCACGAGGCUGCAGAGAAAGCCUUUGAAAAACAUCAAGGCAAAGCGGGAGUCCGGGAGGGAGGGGGGUCUAUGAUGUAUCUACUGGCGCCGUACGACAAAGAGAGGGGAUGGCGACCUUCCUGGACAUCCUCUUCUUGCCCAGAGCCCGUAAUCCUAGCCCGAAUGAAGGCUCUCGCUGCCAUUUCGCUUCAAUCACUGUUGACAUGGAUGGAGGAAGGUGGAAAGGAGGGAGGAUGGAGAGCUGCCGUGGUUCCUUCUUCCCCCUUCCAGGCGGCCUCGUCGCCACUCCUGCAGCCGCCUCAAUUCGACGUAUUGAUCCGUUUCAAGCCAGCAUGGGUAGGUCCACUCUUCUCUGGCCCCUAUCGUGAGGGAUGGAGGGCGUGGGAAGAAGUCCAAAAAGGCUGCAAGGCUCUGCGUUGUGGACACCUGUACAAAAAUCUGGCAGGUGCACAGGCGCAGAAACGGGUGGUGGGGAUGGAUCCAGUGAGCGAGUACCAGAAGAAACUGGUGAAGAGGUAUGGAGGCUUGGCUUUAUUUUUUAUGGCGGGGGCUGAAGGAGGCCAUAGGGAAGGCUUAGCGGUAAGAUUUCGUCCGCGGCUGUUCCUUUCCUCGUCCUUUUCGGUGUUGCAGAGUAGAGGGAAAAUCCCGAUCAAAGUUAAGCCAGAUGAAGAAAAGCGAGAAAACAUCGACGGUGAAGGAGUACCAUUCAUGCUCCCAAAUGUGGGAGAGGUUUUGAGCGAUUUCAAGCGGCUGGGUGAGGAAAUCGUGGAGGAAGUGCUCGUGCUUUGAAUAAGGAAAUUUUAAAAAAGGCGCAUAAAUAAAUAAGUGUGAAAGUAUAAGAAAAGGGCGCUCGUGCCACGGAGCGCACACGAUGUAUGUUUGAAUAGAAAAAGGAUGUGAACGUCACAGAUGCGAAUUCCUAAUAAGCUGAAGCAUAGCUGGAAAUAAAGUAGACAGCGA
Nannochloropsis gaditana CCMP526 is the source of this 4383-nucleotide messenger RNA. It is a transcript of the gene UTP22, whose product is annotated as U3 small nucleolar RNA-associated protein 22. Gene Ontology annotation, cellular component: small-subunit processome; CURI complex; UTP-C complex. The annotation marks the transcript as partial. Gene Ontology annotation, biological process: tRNA export from nucleus; rRNA processing. The transcript is spliced from 16 exons. The record is from RefSeq and is a predicted model, not a curated record.